Molecule: messenger RNA, 2140 nt
Organism: Mustela lutreola (European mink)
Lineage: Eukaryota; Metazoa; Chordata; Mammalia; Carnivora; Mustelidae
Gene: CABP4
Product: calcium binding protein 4
Exons: 6
Coding region: 1-834 (277 amino acids)
Molecular function (GO): calcium ion binding
Source: RefSeq, a predicted model, not a curated record
AUGGCCGCAGAGCAGGUGAGGGGGCUGCAUGGCCCAGACCCGGCCCCCAGCCCGCAGAAGCCUCCUGCGGGGGUCGUGGCUUCCAGGACUAGUGCUGAGGGCCUCCCCUUGACCAGGAAGAGGAGCAAGAAGGAGAGGGGGCUCCGAGGGUCCCAGAAGGGUGCUGGCAGCUCUCAGGAGCAGACCCCUCUUCCGGGACCUGAGGCCCCAGGGAGCAGCAGGAACCCCUCUGGGACUGGAGGACAGGAGGGGACAGGUCCUGCGACCCCAGGGCCAGCGUCCCGUCGCCAGUCCCACCGGCAUCGCUCUGGCCCUCAGCACGAUGCUGCUCAGAAGACAUACGGACCCUUGCUCAACCGCAUCUUCGGGAAGGACCGUGAGCUGGGCCCCGAGGAGCUGGAUGAGCUGCAGGCCGCCUUUGAGGAGUUUGACACUGACCAUGACGGCUACAUCGGCUACCGGGAGCUGGGCGACUGCAUGAGGACGCUGGGCUACAUGCCCACCGAGAUGGAGCUCAUCGAGGUCUCCCAGCACGUCAAGAUGAGGAUGGGUGGCCGCGUGGACUUCGAGGAAUUUGUGGAACUGAUGAGCCCAAAGCUGAGGGAGGAGACGGCGCACAUGCUGGGGGUGCGGGAGCUGCGCAUCGCCUUCCGAGAGUUUGACAGGGACAGGGAUGGACGGAUCACCGUGGCAGAGCUGCGACAGGCGGCACCAGCUUUGCUGGGGGAGCCGCUGGUGGGUUCUGAGCUGGAUGAGAUGCUCCGAGAAGUGGACCUCAACGGGGAUGGCACCGUAGACUUUGACGAGUUUGUGAUGAUGCUUCUCACCCACUGAGGCUCUAGCAGGGAGAACGCGUUGCCCCUCGGGCCCCAGGCCAGCAGGGUUCACGCUAUACACCCUCCUCAUGAGGCCCCAGAAAGGAAGAGACCCAGCGGCUCCCAGGCUGCUUCGGAACCUUGACAACAUCUGGCUGGUGCUUGUGCGGUCGCCUGCCCACCUGUAUCUUCACCUGCCUCCCCGCCCAGCUGCCGGGAGGAAACCUGCCCCCAGCUGCCUCUCAUUUUCCAGUAUGAGCAAGAUUUUGGAUCUCUCCAGAACCUGGGAGGUAACAAGCUCCUGGGCACUUCAGCAUUCAAAGACAGGCGGACAGCGUUGGCAGGAUUCUGGUAACGUGGUGAAUUGGGAGGGUGACAGCCUGCCUCCCACUACUGCGUAAAAAUGUUAAAAAAAAAAAAAAAAAAAAAAAAAGCUUAACUUGAAGAAAGCCAGGGGUGACCCCAGGUAUUAAAGACAAGGCAAGAACUCAAAGCUGGGUGGUGGGAGAGUGGGGACACCAUGGGGGCCUCAGCAUAGAGAGAAGUUCUGGAGCCCCGGCUCUGACACAUGAGUGACAGGAGAUCUGUAAGAGAGAGACAAAGGAACAGAACAUGAGCCUGACUACCUUUCAGGGUCGCAAAGAGCUACCCUGUUCUUGAAGAGAGGGUCAAAUAUAUUUCCACCUGCCGGCCUGAGGAGGUGGCAAGGGUACAGAUCUCCAGGGCCUCGAGGGAAAAAAGCUACUCUAAGGAACCUGAAACGCAGGCUUGCACAUUAGGCAGGAGAGCUGAACAGAUAGGGAGAAGCUACUGGAAGGGGACGCUUCAACCCAGGACACAAUGGGCUUAACAACCCUGUCACAAAAGGAGAACCCUGUGAACAACUCAUCUCGAGACAAAAGUCCGAUGGCUCCCUGAGGAAGAGCGAUUCGGCUCUGCAAAGACUUUUCAUUGGCAGCGGUAAAUGCCAGAAGACAAUGAGAUGAGCUGGUCGUCAGGCGGAGAAGAAAUGAUUGCCGGCCAAGAAGCCUAUCCCUCACUGAAUCGUUAUUCAAGAAGGAAGGUGAAACAUCAACUUUUUUCAGGAAAUAAACGUUGGGAAGAGUUUCCCAGCCAUGUGCUCUUGUGGAAGGGUUGGCUUCAGUAAGAGGGAAAUUCAGACCUGAACAAAGGCAAAGUAUGUACUAAAUCAUGGUCAGGAAAGCGAUCAGUAAACACAAUGGUGGAUUUAAAGAAGCAUUAACUAUAAAAAAAAAAAAAAAAGUUCAUUUGGGGGAUUUUAAAAAUAAAGGAGGGACUAAAAUAAUAGACAAAAUAAAAUGGAA